Cyphomyrmex costatus is the source of this 5007-nucleotide messenger RNA. RefSeq lists its product as uncharacterized. The transcript is spliced from 3 exons. Gene Ontology annotation, biological process: DNA integration. The record is from RefSeq and is a predicted model, not a curated record. Lineage: Eukaryota; Metazoa; Arthropoda; Insecta; Hymenoptera; Formicidae. Gene Ontology annotation, molecular function: nucleic acid binding. Bases 1 to 5007 code for a protein of 1668 amino acids.
AUGGCUGAAAACGAGUUGAGCAGGUUAAAGAAGCGUCGCGGUCUAGUUAAAGCAUCUCUCACGAGAUUUAAAACUUUCUUAGACGAUUAUGUACACGAUCGCGAUUAUUAUGUCUUAAAGGUUCGUCUUGAAAGGGCAAAUCUUCUGCUCGCAGAAUUUGAAGAAGUGCAUAUGGCAAUCGAAUUAGCUGAAAAUGCCAAUGAUGACGCAUCUAGACAACUAUUUGAGGACAGUUAUUACGAGGCCAUAGCAAGGGCGCAAAAGCAAUUAGAUUCUGGAAGAAACAGUGUAGCUUCGACCAUUGAUGCUCAGCCUAAUACAGAUAUGCAAGCAAUGCUGACUCAAUUAUCAAACUUAACGUCAAAUAACAGUGGUAUUAAGCUUCCCACUAUAAACUUGUCGAAAUUUGAUGGCAAAUACGAGGAGUGGUUAAGUUUUGAAGACACAUUCAAUGUUUUAGUUCACAGUAACGUAAAAAUUCAGACAGUACAACAGUUCAAUUAUUUGAAAUCAUGCUUGGUGGGCAACGCAGCUCACAUUAUUCAGUCAUUAACUUCAACUGCAGAGAAUUAUGAAAUCGCAUGGAACUUAUUAAAAGAGAGAUAUAGCAAUAAACGCAUUAUCAUUCAAAAUCACGUUAGAGCAUUAUUCGAUUUGCAAGUUGUAACUAAAGAGUCUUCACUGGGCUUUAGAGCAGCCAGUGAUUGGCUGGGAUGCAUUACUCUUACAUUUGAUAAGUUCAAAGAAGCGAUACCCAAGGAUGCUGCGAAUGCAGCGAAUCAAAAGCAAUUAAAUGCGAAUAAGGUAACAUCAAGUAAACCAAAGCAGGCGUUACUUGAAACACAGAGUAAGGUUAAGUGUCAUGUUUGUGGAAAGAAUCACAACAUACAAAACUGCGAAGAGUUCCAGGCUAUGAGUCAAGGUGAGAAAUCAGAUGCUAUAAAGAAGGCAGGUUUGUGCUUUAAUUGUUUCAGAGCAAAUCACAAGGUUUCCGCAUGUAAAGCAAGUAGUUGCAGGAAGUGUGAUCGUAGGCAUCAUACUUUAUUACACCCGCUUAAUUCAAAGGAUACUCAUACAGCAAGCGGAGAGAAUGCUUAUCAGGAAGAGCAAAACAAGACUCAAGAUUCUAAACCAGUUAACCAGAUUUUAAGUUCACAAUUGAGUGACACUUCACACAUUUUAUUAUCUACAGCCGUAGUAGAUAUCGCUGAUGUUACAGGAAAAUUCCACUCAUGUAGAGUAGUUUUAGAUUCGGGAUCUCAAUCGAAUUUUAUUGCGGAACAAUGUUGUGAUAAGUUGAAAUUAUUCAAAACCAAUGUAAAUGUUCCCGUCAAGGGAAUUGGAGAAACACUUUCACAAAUUAAGUUGUCGACAAAUGUUAUCGUCAAAUCCAGAAUUGAUGCAUUCACACUUAAGCUGAAUUGUUUAGUUAUUCGUAAGUUAACAGAUUUUUUACCGUCAAGGACAAUUGAUCGUGAAUCACUUGGCAUUCCUAAAAAUGUAAGGUUAGCAGAUCCUGGAUUUGAUCGACCGUCGCAUAUUGAUAUGCUUAUUGGCGCUGAAUACUUCUAUCAGUUACUAUGUAUAGGACAGAUUAAAUUAAAUUCUUGUUCAACUAUAUUACAAAAAACGAAGUUCGGUUGGAUAGUUUCUGGCAAGAUUAAUUCUCUUGAACCUCUAACAACUAGUUUAUGCCAUAUCUCUCGAGGUACACUGGACGAUGCUGUGCAAAGAUUCUGGGAAAUAGAAGAGCUACCAGCUAAACGGAUAUUAUCACCGGAAGAUGAGAAAUGUGAACAACAUUAUAAGGAAACUUUCAAGAGAUUAUCUUCUGGACGUUUUUCAGUAAGAUUACCUUUCAAUAAUCAAAGGAAGAAAUUAGGCGAGUCAUAUGAGAUAGCGUUAAGACGAUUGCUAAGUUUAGAAAGAAGAUUAAACGCAAGGCCUGAAUUAUACGAGGAUUACCGAAGUUUCCUUCGGGAAUAUGAAGCUCUUGGACACAUGACUGAGGUCAAGGAAGUAAACAAGAAAGAAGGAUAUUUUCUUCCUCAUCAUUCUGUUAUAAAGGAAUCCAGUACUACAACCAGACUCAGAGUAGUUUUUGACGCGUCAGCUAAAACCACUAGUGGCAUCUCAUUGAAUGACACAUUAUUUAGUGGUCCAACAGUUCAACAGGACCUUCUGUCUAUUGUGCUAAGAUUUCGUUUGCACUAUAUAGUUUUUACAGCAGACAUUCAGAAGAUGUACAGACAAGUACUCAUACAUCCAGAAGAUCGUUUACAUCAGAGGAUCUUGUGGAGAAAUAAUUCUCAAGAAAUCAUUCGAAGUUAUGAGCUCAACACGAUAACGUAUGGAUUGUCCUCGGCACCAUACCUGGCUACGCGUACAUUGAUUCAAUUAGCGAAGGAGGAAAAACAAAAUUAUCCUGAGGCAGCAGAUAUCGUCAUGAGAGAUUUCUAUGUCGACGAUCUAUUAACUGGAGCUGAAACACUUGAACAAGCGAUAAAAUUGAAAACUCAGAUUACAGAAUUAUUAAAUAGCGGAGGUUUUAAGCUACGCAAAUGGGCUUCUAACCAUUCUCAGCUCAUUGAAUCCCCAACAAAUGAGCAGCAAGAAGAGCAGUGGUGCUUCGAUUUUAUGGAGGCACACAAAACAUUAGGGAUUCUCUGGAAUCCACAACAAGAUUGUUUUUUGUACCGACUGACAACGCAUCAGGAAGUAUCUAAGAUAACCAAACGAGUUGUUUUAUCACAAACAGCAUCUUAUUACGAUCCUCUUGGAUUGAUAGGGCCAGUCAUUGUUAAGGCCAAGAUAUUACUUCAGAAUAUAUGGAAACUACAAUUAACUUGGGAUGAAACAGUUCCAAUGGAAAUUCAUACAGCGUGGAGAACACUUAAGGAUAGCAUGUCUGACUUAAAAAACAUUGCAUUUCCUAGACACAUCUGUUUAGCAGGAGCAGUGGAACUGCAACUUCAUGGAUUCGCUGAUGCUAGCGAGGUUGCUUACGGAGCAUGUAUCUACAUGAGAUCUACAAACGCAGCACUGUCACAUCGUGUAGUAUUGGUCUGCUCUAAGUCCAGAGUAGCUCCACUUAAGAAAAAACUUUCAUUGCCUAAAUUAGAAUUGUGCGCAGCACACCUCCUCUCACAGACUUGUCAAACAGUAUUAAAGGCUUUUGAGACAACAAUCAACAAGGUUACUUUAUGGUCAGAUUCAACCAUAGCUCUACAUUGGAUUCACACACCUCCAUAUCGUUUGAAAACCUUUGUGGCUAAUCGUGUAGCUGCUAUCCAAGAGAUUACAGCAUCAUUUAAUUGGAGGCAUGUAGCAUCACACGAUAAUCCAGCUGAUCUAUUGUCGAGAGGUGCUUUUCCAUCGCAGCUUAUUAAUCAUACAAUGUGGAUUCAUGGACCUUCAUGGUUAUCGGAAAACGAAUCAAAUUGGCCAACUUUUACUCCUACAUUAGCUGAGAUUCCUGAACAGCGAGCAGCCAUCAACUUGAAGGUGGAAAGAAAUUUCGAAUUGUUGCAACGGUUCUCGUCCAUUGUGGUGCUUCGCAGGGUUGUGGCAUGGUGUUUUAGAUUCAUUAGUAAUUGUCGCUCAAAAUACAAGGUUCAAGGGAACUUAGUCAGCUCUGAAUUAGAUCAUGCAAUGUCUAUUAUAAUCAAAUUUGUUCAAGGUGAAUCAUUUUCACAUGAAAUACGUUUAUUAGAAACAGGAAACAAUCUUAAGGGCAAUAGUAAACUCAUAUCAUUGCGCCCAUUUCUAGAUUCUGCUGGAAUAUUACGAGUUGGAGGUAGACUCAAGUAUUCAGACUUAAGUUACGAUCAAAAACAUCAAAUCAUUCUACCAGAAAAGCACCAUGUAACAGACUUGAUUAUACAGCAUACUCAUAAACUGCAACUACAUGCAGGACCGCAAGCAACUCUGUAUUGUAUUCGACAAAAAUUUUGGCCCAUUAAUGGAAAAAAUCAAGUUAAAAGGAUUAUCCGUAAAUGUGUAGCUUGUUUUGAGGCAAGACCGCGUUUGCUGGAAUAUACCAUGGGCGAUCUUCCAAGGGACCGGUUUGUGUGUUCCCGACCGUUUGCAAAUUCUGGUGUCGAUUAUUGCGGCCCUUUUUUGAUAAAGGAAAAAAUGCAUCGCAACCGCGGUAAAAUCAAAGUUUAUGUUAGCGUUUUUAUAUGUUUAUCAUCUAAAGCAGUUCAUUUAGAGUUAGUUAGCGAUUUAACUACAGAGUCAUUUCUAGCCACAUUAAAACGAUUUUUCAGUAGGAGAGGUAAAUCAAACCUUAUUUUAUCUGAUAAUGCUACGAAUUUUGUCGGCGCUAAAAAUAAAUUGCGUGAACUAUAUGAUUUUAUAAAUACAAAGGAACAUAAGGAUACGAUAACAAAUUGGUUAAGCGAACAAGAAAUUGUUUGGAGAUUUAUUCCACCACGGUCUCCUCAUUUUGGAGGGAUUUGGGAGGCUGCUGUGCGGUCUUUCAAACAUCAUUUACAUCGCGUAACGAAAGAUACUCUUUUUACCUUUGAGCAGUUUAACACACUUACUAUUGAGAUAGAGGCAGUCCUUAAUUCUAGGCCAUUAACGCCAUUGUCAUCGUGUCCAGAUGAUCUAAAUGCAUUGACUCCGAGUCAUUUUUUGAUUGGAGGACUACUCUCAUCAAUUCCAGAAGUUGAUUUUACAGAUACUCAAAUAAACAGAUUGUCUCAGUGGCAACACAUUCAGAAGAUCAAACGUGAUUUCUGGAAUCGUUGGAGUAAGGAGUACCUCAAUGAAUUAACACAGCGUACAAAAUGGAGAUCAAGUACAAAUAACGUUAAGAUAGGCGAUUUAGUUAUAUUGCGAGAAGAUAAGGUUCCUCCAUUAUAUUGGCCUUUAGGUCGAAUCACCGAACUUCAUCCUGGUCAAGAUGGUGUAGUUAGAGUCAUUAGUGUUAAAACAACAACUGGAAAUUACAAACGCACUGUAAAAAAUGUUGCUCUGCUUCCUAUUAUCGAGGAAUCAUAA